AGGCCUAGGGGGUUGGGACCUCGGCAGCAGGUCUGCCCGGGCCAGACGCGCGAGCGCAGGCAGCGGCUGCAUAUUGUUGGGUCUCCCGUCUCAGUUCUCCGAUCCGGGGUCUCCGACCGCCCCCGCCUCGCCCCGUCGCCAUGCGCUUCAGCUGCCUAGCGCUGCUCCCGGGCGUGGCGCUGCUGCUCGCCUCGGCCCGCCUCGCCGCCGCCUCAGACGUGUUGGAACUGACGGACGAAAACUUCGAGAGUCGCGUCUCCGACACGGGCUCAGCGGGGCUCAUGCUAGUCGAGUUCUUCGCCCCCUGGUGUGGACAUUGCAAGAGGCUUGCCCCUGAGUAUGAAGCUGCAGCAACCAGAUUAAAAGGAAUAGUCCCAUUAGCAAAGGUGGAUUGCACUGCCAACACAAACACCUGUAAUAAGUAUGGAGUCAGUGGCUACCCAACUCUUAAGAUAUUUAGAGAUGGUGAAGAAGCUGGCGCUUAUGAUGGGCCUAGGACUGCCGAUGGAAUUGUCAGCCACUUGAAGAAACAAGCAGGACCAGCUUCAGUUCCUCUCAGGACUGAGGAAGAAUUUAAGAAGUUCAUUAGUGAUAAAGAUGCCUCAGUGGUGGGUUUUUUCAGGGAUUUAUUCAGUGAUGGGCACUCUGAAUUCCUAAAAGCAGCCAGCAACUUGAGAGAUAAUUACCGAUUUGCCCACACCAACAUUGAGUCUCUGGUGAAGGAAUACGAUGAUAAUGGAGAGGGGAUCACUAUAUUUCGCCCGUUACAUCUUACUAACAAGUUUGAAGACAAAACUGUGGCAUAUACUGAAAAGAAAAUGACCAGUGGCAAGAUCAAGAAGUUCAUUCAGGAAAGCAUUUUUGGUCUCUGUCCUCAUAUGACAGAAGAUAAUAAGGAUUUGAUACAAGGCAAGGACUUACUCACGGCUUACUAUGAUGUGGACUAUGAAAAGAAUGCUAAAGGUUCUAACUACUGGAGAAACAGGGUCAUGAUGGUGGCAAAGAAAUUCCUUGAUGCUGGACACAAACUCUACUUUGCUGUAGCUAGCCGUAAAACCUUUAGCCAUGAACUGUCUGAUUUUGGCUUAGAAAGCACUACUGGAGAGGUUCCUGUGGUGGCUAUCAGAACUGCUAAAGGAGAGAAGUUUGUCAUGCAGGAGGAGUUCUCGCGAGAUGGCAAGGCUCUUGAGCGGUUCCUGCAGGAAUACUUUGAUGGCAACUUGAAGAGAUACCUGAAAUCUGAACCCAUCCCAGAGACCAACGAAGGGCCUGUCAAGGUUGUGGUAGCAGAAAAUUUUGAUGACAUAGUGAAUGAUGAAGAUAAAGAUGUACUGAUUGAAUUUUAUGCUCCUUGGUGUGGUCACUGUAAGAAUCUGGAACCCAAGUAUAAAGAGCUGGGAGAAAAGCUCAGCAAAGACCCAAAUAUUGUCAUAGCCAAGAUGGAUGCCACAGCCAAUGAUGUGCCUUCUCCAUAUGAAGUCAAAGGUUUUCCUACCAUCUACUUCUCACCAGCCAACAAGAAGCUAACUCCAAAGAAGUAUGAAGGUGGCCGUGAAUUAAAUGAUUUUAUUAGCUAUUUACAACGAGAAGCUACAAAUCCCCCUAUAAUUCAAGAAGAAAAACCUAAGAAGAAGAAGAAGGCACAAGAGGACCUCUAAAGCAACAGCCAAAUGCACCACUUUAUAAAAGGACUCUUAUACCAGAGAAGGCAAAACCAUCAGAGAGGACAGAAUGGAUAUACUCUGAAUCCUGUUAAAUUUUCUCUAAACUGUUUCUUAGCUGCACUGUUUGAAAAUACCAGGACCAGUUUAUGUUUGUGGUUUGGGGAGAAAAUUAUUUGUGUUGGGAAGAAUGUUGUGGGGGUGGGGGGAAUUGAGUUGGGGGAUUAUUUUCUAAUUUUUUUUGUACAUUUGGAACAGUGACAAUAAAUGUGCCCCCUUUA
This is a messenger RNA of Arvicanthis niloticus (Nile rat), 1942 nucleotides long. It is a transcript of the gene Pdia3, whose product is annotated as protein disulfide isomerase family A member 3. Gene Ontology annotation, biological process: protein folding; response to endoplasmic reticulum stress. The record is from RefSeq and is a predicted model, not a curated record. NCBI's taxonomy places the organism in Eukaryota, Metazoa, Chordata, Mammalia, Rodentia, Muridae. Gene Ontology annotation, cellular component: endoplasmic reticulum; cell surface. Gene Ontology annotation, molecular function: protein disulfide isomerase activity.